This is a messenger RNA of Phodopus roborovskii (desert hamster), 3514 nucleotides long. RefSeq names its product inositol polyphosphate-5-phosphatase J (gene Inpp5j). Gene Ontology annotation, biological process: negative regulation of peptidyl-serine phosphorylation; phosphatidylinositol dephosphorylation. Bases 235 to 3237 code for a protein of 1000 amino acids. Gene Ontology annotation, molecular function: phosphatidylinositol-3,4,5-trisphosphate 5-phosphatase activity; phosphatidylinositol-4,5-bisphosphate 5-phosphatase activity. The transcript has 14 exons. NCBI's taxonomy places the organism in Eukaryota, Metazoa, Chordata, Mammalia, Rodentia, Cricetidae. The record is from RefSeq and is a predicted model, not a curated record. Gene Ontology annotation, cellular component: plasma membrane; cytoplasm; ruffle.
UGGGGCAAGGGUGGGGGCCAAGCCAAGUCCUGAGCUUAUCAGGAAGCCAGGAAAAGGACAGGGCAGGGACUCCGGUGUCCCUGAGAACUAGAAGAGGCUGCUGACCUCUGAACCACCUGUCCCUAUAUUACCUGAAGCAGGUUGAAAUGGCUGAUGACAUCACUGGUUCCCGGGAGCUGAGGAGCUGGAGCCAGAACCCAAGGGAGCCAGGCUAGGCUGCUGGGGGCUGCAGACAUGGAGGGCCAGAGCAGCCAUGGUAGUGCCAGGCCAGGUACCGGGACUGGCCUGGGACCCUUGCCUGUGCCCCAUGGGGUUUUGCAAGCUGGGGCACCCUCAAAGGUGAACGCAAGUUUUCAGCUUCCAGCAAAGAACACAGGUCCAGUACCCACGGAACCAAGAUUGGCUCUGGCACCUGUGGGACCACGGGCAGCUGUGUCACCUCCCUCAGAGGGGCCAAGGCCAGCGUUAGCAUCUCCCCUGCCCAUCCCAGCUCCACUCUGCACCCCUGGAGAACAGAAAAGGCCUCCAUCCCACCGCAGCUCCAACCUGGGUUCAACAUCCGUGGGCCAGCUGGUGGUAUCUGCCUCUGCAGGACCAAAGCCUCCACCAGCCAACUCAGUCUCCAUCCUGGCUCCAAAGUCUCUAGGGCAACUAGUAAUAUCCGCCUCUGCUAUGCCAAGGCCUCCUCAGGCUACCCUGGGGCCCAUCCUAUCUCCAACUUCCAGGGACCAGAAGCAGUUGUCACCCACCUCUGUGGGACCUAAGCCAGCAUUGGCAGCCUCGGGCCUGAGCCUAGCCCUGGCUUCUCAGGAGCGGCCUCUGCAGUCCCCCUCCAGUCCUUCCCCAGAGCCCAGUCCUGCUCUGUCACCCUCUCAGGAGCAGACCCUGGCUCCAGCAUCUGUGACAUCUACCCCAGCUUCUGAAAGACAGUUGCCAGCUAGACAGAAGGGUGCUGCAAUCCCCAGGCCCACCCCCCUGGCAGAGGGGUGUCUCCACACUCCAACUCACGCAGCUGUUCUUGCCACCUCUCCACCAAGGGCCCAAACUUCCUCAGACCCCCGGCUUUCCCCCUCCUUCCGUGCUCGACCAGAGGCUCCACGUCACAGCCUAGAGGAUUCUGUCCUGCCACCACCACCACAGACCCUGCCCUUGGAUGUGAGCCCAGGCCUUCCAGAGCCUGGCACCCGCUCUCCUGGACUUCUGUCCCCUACCUUUCGGCCAGGAAGCUCCUUAAACCAGACUGUGCCCCCACCUCUACCCAAGCCACCUCGGUCUCCCAGCCGCUCCCCGAGUCGUUCUCCCAACCGCUCUGCCUGUGUGCCUCCCGCCCCGGAGACAGCACCCCCAAGACCUGGCGCCCAGGCUGUAGGGCCUGGCAGGUGCCCAAGCCCUAACCAACAGGCGCAAGAAAGCCCAGCCUCCACCACCACCUCACCAUCUUCCCCUUGGUCAGCUCAGCCUACCUGCAAGAGUGACCCCGGAUUCCGGAUCACUGUGGUUACAUGGAACGUGGGGACUGCCAUGCCCCCCGACGAUGUCACAUCUCUUCUUCACCUGGGCGGUGGCCAUGACAGUGAUGGUGCAGAUAUGAUUGCCAUAGGGUUGCAAGAAGUCAAUUCCAUGAUUAACAAGAGGCUCAAGGAUGCACUCUUCACUGACCAGUGGAGCGAGCUCUUCAUGGAUGCGCUGGGGCCCUUCAACUUCGUGCUGGUGAGCACUGUGAGGAUGCAGGGUGUCAUCCUGCUAUUGUUCGCCAAGUACUACCACUUGCCCUUCCUGCGGGAUGUGCAGACAGACUGUACAAGGACUGGUCUGGGUGGCUACUGGGGUAACAAGGGCGGAGUAAGUGUGCGCCUAGCUGCCUUUGGACACAUGCUAUGCUUCCUAAACUGCCACUUGCCGGCACACAUGGACAAGGCAGAGCAGCGCAAGGAUAACUUUCAAACUAUCCUUAGCCUCCAGCAGUUCCAGGGACCAGGUGCACACGGCAUCCUGGAUCAUGACCUUGUAUUCUGGUUUGGGGACCUGAACUUCCGAAUUGAGAGCUACGACCUACACUUUGUCAAGUUUGCCAUAGACAGUAACCAGCUCCAUCAGCUCUGGGAAAAGGACCAGCUCAACAUGGCCAAGAACACUUGGCCCAUCUUGAAAGGUUUCCAGGAAGGGCCCCUUAACUUUGCUCCCACCUUCAAGUUUGAUGUGGGUACCAACAAGUAUGAUACCAGUGCCAAGAAGCGGAAGCCAGCCUGGACAGACCGCAUUCUGUGGAGGGUCAAGGCUCCAGGUGGAGGUCCCAGCCCCUCAGGACGAGAGAGUCACAGGCUCCAGGUGACCCAACACAGCUACUGCAGCCACAUGGAGUACACUGUUAGUGACCACAAGCCCGUUGCUGCCCAAUUUGUCCUGCAGUUUGCCUUCAGGGAUGAUGUGCCUUUGGUGCGACUCGAGGUAGCCGAUGAGUGGGCACGACCAGAGCAGGCUGUGGUGCGGUACCGCAUGGAAACAGUGUUUGCUCGGAGCUCCUGGGACUGGAUCGGCUUGUACCGGGUGGGUUUCCGCCACUGCAAGGACUAUGUGGCUUAUGUCUGGGCCAAACAUGAAGAAGUAGAUGGGAAUAUGUACCAGGUGACCUUCAGUGAGGAAUCGCUGCCCAAGGGCCACGGAGACUUCAUCCUGGGGUACUAUAGCCACCACCACAGCAUCCUCAUUGGCGUCACUGAGCCCUUCCAGAUCUCGCUGCCUACCUCAGAAUCGGCCAGCAGCAGCACAGACAGCUCAGGCACCAGCUCGGAGGGCGAGGAUGACAGCACUCUGGAGCUGCUUGCACCCAAGUCCCGAAGCCCCAGCCCUGGCAAAUCCAAGAGACACCGUAGCCGCAGCCCCGGCCUCGCCCGCUUUCCCAGUCUUGCUCUCCGUCCUUCAUCCCGUGAACGCCGCGGUGGCAGCCGCAGUCCCUCACCCCAAAGCCGCCAGCUGUCUCGGGUAGCCCCUGACAGGGGUCACAGUAGUGGCAGCCGAGGUAGUAGUGAGGAGGGGCCCUCCGGGCUGCCUGGCCCUUGGGCCUUCCCACCAGCUGUGCCUCGAAGCCUGGGCCUGCUUCCAGCCUUGCGCCUGGAGACCGUAGACCCUGGUGGUGGAGGCUCCUGGGGACCUGACCGGGAGGCCCCUGACCCUAACAGCCUGUCUCCCAGCCCUCAGAGCCAACUGGGGCUAGAGGAAGGGGGCUUGGGGCCCUGAGGUGAGUAGGCAGCUGGACCUGGACAGCCUCACUCUGCCUCCAUCUUCCAUGAACCCGCCUGCCUCUCUUGCUGCUGCCCCAGUUGUUAACCACACCUGCCACUCUGUCUUGGCCAGGAGUGGCCAACUGGGGCUCCCCAAACUCAGUCCUGGCACCACCUCAACUGUGACAAUCAGCAAAGCCUCGCCUGGGACCCCAUCUUGGAUACUGGGGGAAACGCUGGCAGAUGUUGCGAUCUUGGAGGUCAUCCAUUAGGAAUUAAAUUCUCCAGCUUCA